UCUCUCUCUCUCUCUCUCUCUCUCUCUCUCUCUCUCUCUCUCUCACACACACACACACACACACACACACACAAACGUUAUACACAAUGGUUGACGCCGCCCUUGACCAGAUCAAGGCCCUGGCCGCUACGGCCGAUGAGUCGACUCGCCACUCCAUCAUGGCCUCUCUGCACAAGCUGGCAUACUCGCUCGAGCUUCCCGACGAAACAGUCCACCGAUAUGGGUGCCUACCUCUCCAAACAACUAUCAUCGAGGUUGGCUUCAACUUGGGCCUGUUCAAGCUCCUAGUCAAGUCCGCUGGCCCCUUGACCGUCGACGAAGUCGCCCAGAAGACCGGGGCGGAAGUCCUGCUCGCCGGCCGCCUCCUGAGGUACCUCGCCUCUAUUGGUGCCGUCGACGAGGACAGCAAGCGCCGCUAUGCCGCCAAUGCCCUGACCGAGAACCUCGCCGACAAGGUUGCAGAGCCGGGUAUCCGCCACUACCUGUACACCUGCGUGCCGCAGUAUCUGGCCAUCCCGGAGCACCUGAAGAAAAAUGGCUACAAGAGCCCAACAGAUGAGCUGCACACGGUAUUCCAGGACGCCUACAAGACCGACAAGCACGCCUACGCGUGGUUCGGUGACAACCCGGCCAACCUGGCCUACUUUAACGAUUUCAUGGCCUUGCGGCGCGAGUCCGACCUGUCGUGGCUGAGCGUGUACCCCGUCGAGGCCGCGACCGAGGGCUGGCCCGCCGAGGCCCCUGUCUACGUCAACAUCGGCGGCAGCAUCGGCCACCAGUGUGCCCAGUUCAAGGCCGUCCAUCCGAACGUGCCCGGCCGGGUCAUCCUGCAGGACUUGCCGCAUUCCAUCGCCCAGGCCCUGCCCACUCCGAAGGUCGAGAACAUGGUGCACAACUUCUGGAACCCCCAGCCCGUGCAUGGGGCCAAGUUCUACUUCAUGCGCGGCGUGCUCCACAACCACCCUGAUCUCAAGGUGCAGACUCUGCUGGAGCUGACCAAGGCGGCCAUGACGGCCGACUCGGUGCUGCUGAUCGAUGAGAUGAUCCUGCCCGAGACGGGCGUCAACGUCGACACGACGUCCAUGGACCUGACCAUGCUGGCUGCCUUUGCCAGUGGCGAGCGCACCGAGGCGCAGUGGCGCCGCCUGAUCGAGGCCGCCGGGCUCAAGCUCAUCAAGACGUACGUCUACAAUGGCGGCAGCUACGAGAGCGUCAUGGACGUGCGCCUGCCGUGAGGUUCUAUAGUUAAGAGUCACGCACUCUGUGGUCAGCUUGACGAUAAAAUAACGAGAGUAAAAAUAACAAAACGCAUCACAUGUAACGUGUAUGAUAUGAUGCUCUGCCUUGCUGUGAACUGUGGUGGGUAUUCGCACAUGUCACGGUGUUAUGUGCCGUACGGAUUGCUGUGUUACGUGGUUGCUGGACUUCAUUGAGGUGUAUUUAGAGCGUCUCUGAGGCGUCUCUGAGGCGUAUCUGAGGCGUCUGUGAGGCGUCUGUGAGGCGUCUCUGAGGCGUAUCUGAGGCGU
Molecule: messenger RNA, 1526 nt
Organism: Lasiosphaeria miniovina
Lineage: Eukaryota; Fungi; Ascomycota; Sordariomycetes; Sordariales; Lasiosphaeriaceae
Product: S-adenosyl-L-methionine-dependent methyltransferase
Exons: 5
Coding region: 87-1235 (382 amino acids)
Molecular function (GO): O-methyltransferase activity
Source: RefSeq, a predicted model, not a curated record